UGUUCACCUCCGACCUGACAAUAUGAAACUGAUCCUGAUCUCCGCUCUUUUCGGCUUUGCCGCCGCGGCGUACGCCCCAUCAGCUUACCCUGAACAGUCCAACCGCCCUCAGGCCUCCUUCGAGAAGAAUGCUAGAAUCAUCGCUCUGGACUCCGACGUGAAAGAAGAUUCCUUCAGAUACAACUACGAAACUGAGAAUGGCAUCAAGGCUGAGGAGCAGGGCCGUGAGGCUGACGGUAUCGAGGCUCAGGGUGGCUUCCAGUACACCGGUGAUGAUGGCCAGGUCUACUCCAUCAGCUACGCCGCAGGUCAGGGUGGUUUCCAACCCCAGGGUGCUCACAUCCCCACCCCUCCCCCAGUACCUGAAGAGAUCCUGAAGGCUCUGGAGCAGAACGCUCGUGAUGAGGCCGCUGGCAUCAUUGAUGAUGGUCAGUACAACCCUGGCAAAUACGGUGACGCCGCCAGCGCUGGUGCCGCCUACCAACAACCCCAGUUCGCUAGAGCACAGGCUGGAUACAGACAAACUUACAAAUACUAAGCAUGACCAUAACAUAUCAGUAUUUAGCUAUAUUUCAUUUUAUAAAACAAAAAAUAUAAGUAGAGCAACUUUUGUGCCAUUUGCAUUGCACACACACCUGUAACGUAACAAUCUAAUUGGUGUUCGCAUUUCAAAAAUGUGAAGGUCAAGCACGCACACUAGUAACACAGUGUAGGAAUUUGACGAUAAAACAAAUGCAGAAUGUAAUGAC
This is a messenger RNA of Spodoptera littoralis (African cotton leafworm), 749 nucleotides long. The record is from the annotation of a GenBank genome assembly. NCBI's taxonomy places the organism in Eukaryota, Metazoa, Arthropoda, Insecta, Lepidoptera, Noctuidae.